UUUUUUUGGUCCCCAAGUCUCUUUAGCACAGAAGGGGAGAGGAUGGUGGUGCCCGGAGCCCCGGAGCUGUGCUGUUGUGCUCCCUGCUGCCUCAGCACUGUGAGAAACCACUGCUGCUACAGCUUCCAGGGAAAGGGACGGAUGAAUUGCUCUGUGCAGCUCGAGUAGCACUUAGUGUUUAUGACAUUCCCCCUGUUGAAUCUAACAACUCCUCCAUUCUGCCAAGAGCGUUCCUGGUGUCUGUAGGAGAGGAGGACGACUGGCAGGGCACUGUGGAAGGACUGGCAGCCGGUGAGAAACUGGUAGGUGAGAAGUAGGUUGGCCUUUGUUCAGGCUGGUGGGAAGGGGAGUGAGAGAACAAGUUCCAAGCAUCCCAAGUGUAUUUAAGGCGGCCAAAUACUCUAUAAGCGUAGAAGAAAAGACUCUUCUGUACUCACAGAAGAAGGAUGCCUGGCCCAAUGUAUGCAUCUCCCCUUCCAGCAAGGAAACUUCCCUGAACGGUUAAAACAUUUGGUGACAGGCACUCAGCUGAGUGAUGUGCCCUGCAAGGAAAUCUGUCAACAGCCACUGCAGGCUCUCACCCUGUGCCGAACCCAUUAGCAACCAAAUCCUCAUUGUUUUCCUGGUAAUCUUCUGUUGCUUUCCACUUAGGAAGGCUUAAUCCCCUUUUAAACAAAUUGCUGUAGCAGCACUGGCUCGUCGUGCUCUCAGCAAACGGGGUCAGCCCAAGCAGGGCACAGCAGGCUCUUAGUGGUGGGAUGGGAUGGUAUUUAACAGGAUGCUGCUCCUGCUGGUGCCUGGAAAUCCUGUCCCCCCCGUGGAAUGUUUGUGUUCGAAGUGGAGCUGGGGAAACGGCCUCUCCUCGGGCCCUUCCGUUCCAGCUGGAUGCCAGCCCCAGGAGCGGCUCUGCUUCGCCUCCUGCCCCGUGCCGGUGACCGUGGCUCCAGCCGGAUGCAGCCGUGGGUCAUGCCAAGGUGUUUCCUGAUGGGGAAUGGGAUUCUCCUCACGCUGGGCUGCUUCUUGCUCCUGCUGCCCCACGCAGACUGCAGCCCCCAGCCCACCUGGGGCAGUGCAGCCUACGAGAUAGUCAUUCCAAGGAAACUUGGCCCCAAGGCAGGGAAAGCCAGCCGGGACAGCAUGUCCUACGUCAUCAGCAUUCAGAGGGUAAAUUACACCAUUCACCUCAGGCAGAAGACAAACUUUAUAAUAAAAAACCUCCCUAUAUUCACUCGUGACUCUCAAGGGAAAAUCAUGAUCGAACAGCCCCGUGUGCUAGCAGAUUGCUAUUACCACGGCUACGUGGAAGGCAUCCCAGACUCCAUGGUGACUCUGACUACCUGCUCUGGGCUCAGAGGACUGCUGCAGAUUGGAAACUUGAGCUACAGCAUUGAGCCCCUGGCAGCUUCCCCUGCAUCUGAGCAUCUUCUGUUGCAGAGGGAGGUGGCGGUUCCUGGAACGGUGAUCUACAAAACGCCCCAGAGAGGCAGGCAAUUUCCAGGGCAUGGUACAGCAAAAGGGCAGUUAAAGGACCAGGGGCACAUGCGGUAUCUGGAACUCCUCGUCGUGGUGGACAAGGAAGGGUUUGAUGCUUUCGGUGGAGACAUAACUAACGUGAUGUUGGAAGUUAUUGAAAUAAUCAAUCUGGUGGACGGGCUGUUUUCUUCUUUCCGCCUUCGCGUGUUAUUAGCUGUGCUAGAGAUUUGGACAGAGAAGAACCCUAUCAGUAUUACCAAAAACAUUUCUGAGGUCCUUCACAAUUUUAAUCUUUGGCAGAUCCAGCAAAGCCCUACGCAUGUUGCGUAUGAUGUGGGGUGUCUGUUUGCCUCGUUGGACUUUGGUCACAGCACGGGAGCGUUGUACAGGAGCGGCAAAUCGAACUUCGCCAGUGCCUGUGAUAGAAAACGUGCUUCUGCUGUUGUUUCGUUUGCCAAGCGGACUUACAUGGACACUGCUGUCUACGUCGCCCACGAGUUAGGGUAUGUCCUCGGCAUUGAUCGUGAUGACAAGUACUGCAGGUGUGGAAACGCCUCUAAAUGCAUCAUGAACGCACAGAGCACAGUGAGCUACGAAUUCAGCAACUGCAGCACAAGGUACUUUUUUGAUUUUAUAGCAUCAGGGCGAGGACACUGUCUGAAUAACAUCCCAGAAUCAGUAACGAUGUUUGUACCGCAGCGCUGUGGGAACGGCAUCCUGGAGCUCGGGGAGGAGUGUGACUGUGGCUCAGAAGCACAGUGUGAAUUGGACCCUUGCUGUGAUAACAGCUGCCGAAAGAAAGAAGGAGCCAUUUGCACUUCUGGGCUCUGCUGCAAGAAUUGCAAGCCUCUCCCAGAAGGAGAAGUGUGCAGGGAGAGCACCAAUCCCUGUGACCUGCCUGAAUAUUGCAAUGGGAUAUCUGAGCAUUGCCCAGCGGAUGUGACCAAGCAAGAUGGGACAGUGUGCGCUGAGGACGGCUACUGUUACGCAGGCAAAUGCAAAUCACGCAUGUUACAGUGUAGGAACAUCUUUGGUGAGAAAGCAGAGCCCGCUCCACUAAAAUGUUACAGGAAGCUGAACAUGAAAGGGGAUCGGUUUGGCAAUUGCCAGGGAGAUGGGCUAGGGACCAAAUUUCAGAAAUGUAAGCCCGAAAAUGUCCUGUGUGGGAGGGUGCAGUGUAUCAAUGUUUGGCAUCUACCUUGGCUGGAAGAGCACUCAACCAUCAUUCAAACCCCAGUGGACGAUACCUUGUGCUGGGGCACAGACUACCACUUGGGCAUGGAAACCUUGGAUAUUGGAGCCAUUGAGGAUGGCACGCAGUGCGGGGUGAAGAAGAUCUGCAUUAACCAGACGUGCAUCCUCAGGGAGAAGCACUUGGCACCCAGCUGCUCUGCCCAGAGCACGUGCAGAGGAAGAGGCGUUUGCAACAACAAAGGCAACUGCCACUGCAACCGUGGCUGGGCACCUCCCAACUGCCAGUUUUUCGGCUUUGGGGGAAGCAUCGACAGCGGGCCUACGCCAGUCACUAAAAAUGGGCUUAUGAAUUUCAUCAUCAGGAUGACCAUGCUAACCGUUACCGGUGUGGUGCUCACAGCUCUUGUCAUGGACCGUGUGAGAAAGCUCAGAGCACGCCGAGCGUUAAGCAGGGUGGUCGGAUGCUUUCAGGCUAGAGAACGGGCUCCUGAAGGGGUGUGAAGGACUAGGUGGAAGAGGACAGGGCUAAACCAGCU
Molecule: messenger RNA, 3203 nt
Organism: Anas platyrhynchos (mallard)
Lineage: Eukaryota; Metazoa; Chordata; Aves; Anseriformes; Anatidae
Product: disintegrin and metalloproteinase domain-containing protein 20-like
Biological process (GO): male gonad development; proteolysis
Cellular component (GO): sperm head plasma membrane; external side of plasma membrane; plasma membrane
Molecular function (GO): metalloendopeptidase activity
Source: RefSeq, a predicted model, not a curated record